AUGCUGCACGGUCUUCUCAAAUGGUGCCUGUUGUCGAGCUCCACGCCGCAGGACGCUUUCAAGCGCGUGCACGCGCGCCUCGCCUGCCCGCCGCUGCCGAGCCGUUCAGACGCGGACAGAAGCGGUGCCAUAACACCCGAGUCCCGAGUUGUUGACCCGUAUCACUUCAUUGUAUGUCAGCACGGUGUUCUCGGCAGCGCGGCUGACUUUGAAAACGUCAUCGUGGACGCUUUUGUGAACCACGAGGUCAGCGUGCUGGAGGCGACGGAGAUAAUGGCGGCUGCUGAGCGGGAGGAGGCAGCGGUGCGCACGGCAGCGAUGUCGGCGGCUGAAUGUGCGGGGGAACGAGGCGCGAGUGUACGAGGCGAAUUCUCCGGCUCUCCGCUUCCCUUAUACGGCAACCCGUGCCCGACGUACCGCUGCUCCAGUGGUCCUCCCUCUGCGUCUGUCCCUGUCGCGUGCAUCCCCGACACCAGUGGCGCCCGCCAUACCGUAGUGAGUUUCACGAGCAGCGUGCCGACUGUGCCGGGGAGCACGACGACCUCAGUGAGCUCCGCGAACGACAACGUGAUGCCGAGGACCGAGGUGAAGGAGGUGCUGUUGGAAGCAGCUCCCAUGAAGGCGGCGGCAGCGGCGCAGCGGCAUCAAUGGCAGGCUGCUUCCAUGCGCGACAUUGCAGACAGUGCCGACAAGGCUUCAGGGCUGCAUAAGGUGGCUCCCGGCUCAAACAUGGAUGAUGCCUUGGCGGCCAGGCAGCAUGCGCGGCGCGCCGCGUAUAAGGCUGCCUAUCGCUUGCAGAUCGAGUACCCGAACCGCAUGAAUGGGCGUCUCUACCGCAGCGGCAACUUGCAGUGCUUCUCACCGGGCAGCAACGAGUACCUGCGCACAGACGCCGGGACACAGGUUUGUGCGCGCAGGAUGCUGGCGGAGGUGGUCCCCGCCCUGCAGACGUGGCUGAACGAGGUGGAGUCGAAGGAGCAGCAGCGCCGGGCCAAAUGGGAGGUUUACGCUCGCACAGUGGGCACAAGCGACGCGGCGCGCCUCUCGACAGAGGCGGCGGCACCGCUUCCGAUAUGCUUCUCUGUGAUGGCGCACAGCUUCGGCGGCAUUAUCCAGCGCGAGUUUCUCUAUCUUCUUCUCGUCGAUCAAGCGGAAACGCGAGCAAGCGACGCCAUGCUCUUCCACGACAUUGUGACGCUGCGCCAGAGGCUGCAGAGACUGAACGUGAGCUUUGAGAAUUUCCUGACUGUCGCCACACCGCACUGCGGUGCUGGGGAGUGCCUUUGGUGGCCGAUCUACUUUGGUGCCUGGUGCCUCGCGCGCAUGAAGCUCUGCCAGACCUACGACGAACUCAUCUUGUCCGACACGAACCGCAUCUUGCAGCGACGCCUCCUUGACGAGCCUCACCUGCGCGUGCUACAACUCUUCCGGCGCCGUGUGCUGUUUGCGAACACGCACCGCGACAUCUUAGUCGGAUUCGGCACGUGCUCACUUAUUUUCGAGAAUGUGGACACGGACCACACCAAGUUCAUCGGUGUGCCCCCCCGCACGGCGCACUGCGCGGCAGCCUUUGCGAACGAGGCGACGGAGGUGUCGAAGCCAAUUCUGCUGCGUUCUUUCGAAGAGAUGGAGCAGGAAGAGGCAUACGACGGCGGCAGCGACAGCAGCAGCAGUGUCCGGCACGAUUCUCAGCGCUCUGCGUCGACGCGUGCGAAGAGCUACACCAUGAAGGACCUUGUUUCUUCUUUGGCGCCUUCGUCAGCUGCUGCUGCGGCCAAGAUGGUGCAUCAGGUGUCGCACGCAUCUGCGCGUGAGUGCGCCGGCACGCCGGUGAGUGUCGUGGAGGGCUACACCAAUGACACCGAUUUCAUGACAGCAACCCUGCGGCCACAGGCUACAUCAUCGUCCGUGCCAGGUUUGACGGCGUCGCCCACGUCGACGCUUCCGUCAUACUCCCAAUCGCCGAUGCCCGACAGCACCACCGCGACAAGGACGCAAUCCCUCGUCUUCGCUGCAUCGUGGGCGAUCGGGAGAACGAUACCGGCGCAUAAUGAAGAGACGGUGCGCGUGGAGGAUGUAGCCGCUCCGUUGGCUGACCACAUGGUCGAGUGCAGAAACGAGCUUGACAAUGGCUCGCAGUCAUCCACGUCUGCAGCAUCGACGGUUGGCUCGCUGCUGUCGCGACCGUUCUUCCUACUGCGGCGGCGCGACAGCUUGAUCUUACCCUCGCCGCUUCUGAGGAGGUCCAUCUGUAGCAGCAGCGAAGGUGUUUCGACGAGCGAUGUUCACGGCCUCGGCGACGUGGGCUCAGUAACGUCGUCGCGCCGUAGCCGCAACAGCAGUACCGUGACAUCUCUCCUGCGCGAUCCUCGCUGGGCCUCCGAGCGCGUUCGCAGGGUCGCCUCUACAGUGCACGCGGAAGUGGAGAGAUGGCUGUGGACUCCAACGACGACUCCGAGGGCAGGCGAAACGUCGACAUUGGGCGAAUCGAAUGGGAAUGCUGCCGCGGCCGCGGAGAGUGUGAUGACGUUCUCUGCGCGCACAUCUGUGGUCGUGCCAGCGGAGUCUUCCAUGGCACUGAUGUCCGCCACAAAGGCAGAUGUUCCGCAGUACCGUCAAACUCCUCGCGCCAUUGCGGCGACGCUGCGCCGAACGAUGAGCUGGCGCGUUCGAGCCAUCCGGCUCGACAAUAUUCUGCCAGCGGGCCACGUUGCGUGUCUGGGCAACUGGGCCUUCUUAGGCCGCUCACCAUCGGUUGUUCAGGCUGCUGCCGAGGAGAUGCUCAUCAUUCUCUAG
This is a messenger RNA of Leishmania major strain Friedlin, 2796 nucleotides long. RefSeq lists its product as hypothetical. Lineage: Eukaryota; Euglenozoa; Kinetoplastea; Trypanosomatida; Trypanosomatidae. Bases 1 to 2796 code for a protein of 931 amino acids. The record is from RefSeq and is a predicted model, not a curated record. The transcript has a single exon.